CCGUCUCCCUCCCUCUGUCCCUCCGUCCCGCUCUGUCCAUGCGCGCUCCCGUGUGUGUGGCGCUGCUGGUUUGGCUGCUGAACGAUGCGGCGGCUCGUCAGUUCACUGAGGAGGAGAUGGCUGGUAUCAGACAGCGCAUCCAGUCCAUGUUCUACCACGCCUACAACAGUUACCUCGACAACGCCUUCCCCUAUGACGAGCUCCGCCCACUCACCUGUGAUGGACAAGACACCUGGGGCAGUUUCUCACUCACUCUGAUUGACGCUCUCGACACUCUGCUGGUUUUGGGAAACCGCACAGAAUUCCAGCGUGUGGCGUCGCUCCUCCAAGACACCGUGGACUUCGACAUCGACGUCAACGCGUCAGUCUUUGAAACCAACAUCAGAGUGGUUGGUGGUCUGCUGUCGGCCCACCUGUUGGCAGGGAGAGCAGGGAUGGAGCUGGAGCCCGGCUGGCCCUGUUCAGGACCCCUGCUGAGGAUGGCCGAGGACGCCGCCAGGAAACUGCUGCCAGCGUUUCAGACUCCCACCGGCAUGCCGUACGGUACUGUGAACCUGCUGCACGGCGUCAGUCCCACUGAGACGUCCGUCACCUGCACCGCUGGCGUGGGAACCUUCAUCCUGGAGUUUGCCACGCUGAGCCGACUAACCGGAGAUGCAACGUUUGAGAACACAGCCCGCCGAGCUCUGAGGGCCCUGUGGAAAACCAGAUCUGACAUUGGACUGGUGGGGAACCACAUUGACAUUGUGUCCAAGAAAUGGGUGGCUCAGGACGCCGGCAUCGGAGCAGGGGUGGACUCCUACUUUGAGUAUCUGGUGAAAGGAGCCAUCAUGCUGCAGGAUGAGGAGCUGCUCAGCAUGUUCCUGGAGUACGAUCGAGCCAUUCAGAACUACACUCGGUUUGACGACUGGUACCUGUGGGUGCAGAUGCAUAAAGGAACCGUCUCCAUGCCUGUGUUCCAGUCUCUGGAGGCCUUCUGGCCCGGCCUGCAGUCUUUGUUGGGGAACCUGGACAGCGCCAUAAGAACCUUCCAGAACUAUUACUCAGUAUGGAGGCAAUUUGGAGGUCUGCCUGAGUUUUACAGCAUCCCUCAGGGCUACACUGUGGACAAGAGAGAGGGAUACCCACUGAGACCAGAGUUAAUAGAAAGUGCCAUGUACCUGUUCAGAGCGACAGGUGACCACACCUACCUGCAGCUGGGCCUUGACGCUCUAGAGUCCAUAGAGAAAAUCGCCAAGACUCCCUGUGGAUAUGCUAGUGUUAAAGACCUGCGAGAUCACCAGCUGGACAACAGGAUGGAGUCUUUCUUCCUCGCUGAAACCAUCAAGUACCUUUACCUGCUCUUCGACCCCACCCACUUCCUGCACGGCGGGGGGGCGGAGGGGGGCGGGUCCUGGGAGGAGGGCGGUGAGGAGGGGCAGUGUGUUUUAGGUGCAGGGGGGUUCAUCUUCAACACGGAGGCUCACCCUCUCGACCCUGCAGCGCUCUACUGCUGCAGUCGCCACGCUCAGGACCGACGGGAGCUCCGGGACAUCCUGCUCAGCCUAUCGCAGCCCGCCGAAAAGUCAGACCGCCAAUCAGAUCCGCCCGCCAGAGAGCCAGAAAGCCCUCCCCCUCGUCAAUCAGAAAGCAUCGCUCUGAAGCCGGGUGAGAAGAAGACGCCCCCGGUGCUGUCCUGUCCCGUUCAGCCGUUCAGCGCUCGGCUCUCCAUCCUGGGACAGGUUUUCAGCGAUAACACCUGACGCUCACCGUCCUGGUUCACGUGUUAGAUUCUGACAUGACACCUGGGCUCGUUUCAGUUGCGGAUCUGAUCAGCAGCUUUUUGAGGACAGAAGUUAAACACGUGUCAGCUUUCAAAGAACCAACAGGAAAAUGUCCGUGUCAGGCACCAGGACAUUUGGACAUCAAAGCUGCAGAUCUGAGAUUCAGAUUUCCAAACCUGUUCACGUCCAGGGAGAAAAAUCAUUCCUAAAGACCAGUGAGCCGAGAGCUAAUAAACUCUGUUGACCGUGUUGCUCUAAUUUAAAUUUAAGGUGAAAUAUAUUAUUAUUUAUUAAAAAUGUGGCGGUUGUGUGUUGUUUAUUUCCCGGAUGCAACUGUUGUCUUCAAAGUGAAGACUGAAGAAAAACGGCGUUUGUGAAAAUAAGGUUUGAAGCAGUGAACAUCAGUAGGACUGGCUUUAUGUUUGCAGGUCACCAAUGAAUGUCCAUGAUCAUUCUUUUUUUUUACAAUACAGGACCAUGAUU
Molecule: messenger RNA, 2246 nt
Organism: Toxotes jaculatrix (banded archerfish)
Lineage: Eukaryota; Metazoa; Chordata; Actinopteri; Toxotidae
Gene: edem2
Product: ER degradation enhancer, mannosidase alpha-like 2
Exons: 11
Coding region: 39-1742 (567 amino acids)
Biological process (GO): mannose trimming involved in glycoprotein ERAD pathway; carbohydrate metabolic process; endoplasmic reticulum mannose trimming
Cellular component (GO): membrane; endoplasmic reticulum
Molecular function (GO): calcium ion binding; mannosyl-oligosaccharide 1,2-alpha-mannosidase activity
Source: RefSeq, a predicted model, not a curated record